CAGGGUGAGACCCAGAUCUGUAAUUCUCUCUCUUAUCAUUUGUUACGUAAAACAUAAAUAACCUUGAUGACUUCACUGCCUCGUUCCCUUUGCAUCUACUGCACUCCCUCCUCCUUCUGGUGCAGUAGAUCCAUAAUCCAUUCCCGUUCUCUUGGUACAUUCUGGCGUGCGCAGAGAUUGUGUGCUAAGCGAAUGCUAUAGUGACCAAGAACACCAUGUAUAGGAGUAGCCUUAGGGAGUCCAUGGGCGGCGGGAGGAAUGUUCCGGCGACGGGAUCGAAGCAGCACCGGCGAGGUCAAAGUUUGAAUUUCCCUUCCAAGGGCAAGGACUCAGACGAGAACCUCGAUCUCUUCUCUAAGAAUCUCCGUAGCCUCUCCGUUGCCUCCUCCGAUGAAUCGUCUGAUGUUUCGGUUAAAUUGGGGAGGCUCUCGGUAGGAUCAGCUAAAUUGGCAAGAAGUGGUAUAGAUGAUAUUUUGUCAUCAGCUGAGGAAGGAAAACACGAUUAUGACUGGCUUCUCACUCCUCCUGGAACACCUCAAUGCGAGGCUCAAUCAAAUGUAGUGGCUCCAAGAAGCAGUGCCAUGUCUAGAUCUGUCUCAACAACAAAGGCUUCAAGGCUUUCUGUUUCACAGUCAGAGAGCAAGGAUUCUACACAACCAGCUAGAAGUAGUUCAGUUACUCGCCCUUCCGUCUCUACUUCACAAUUCAAUUCCUAUUCCUCGAACAGAUCUCCUAACAUCCUAAAUACGAGCUCAGCUUCAGUCUCAUCGUACAUUAGACCAUCUUCUCCAAUUACCCGCUCUCCCUCAACCGCGAGACCAUCUUCUCCAAUUACCCGCUCUCCCUCAGCAGCUAGACCAUCUUCUCCAAUUACUCGCUCUCCCUCAACAGCUAGACCAUCAACCCCAUCUGCUCGCUCAACUCCUUCACGUUCAUCAACUCCUUCGAGAAUUCGUGCACCGCCCACCACCUCUUCAUUGGACAAGACUCGUCCAUCAGCCAACUCAAGGCCAUCGACUCCAAGUUCCAGGCCUCAUAUACCAGCAAACUUGAAUUCUGCUGCUAGAUCAAAUUCUCGUCCAUCAACUCCUACUCGCCGGAACCCAGCUCCUCCUCUGUCUCAUGCUGCAGGUUCUUCGGCUGGACGUGUUCUUUCAAAUGGACGCAAUCCUGCACCAUCAUCUAGACCAAGCUCUCCAGGCCCACGAGUCCAGCCCUAUCAACAGCCAGUUGUUCCUCCUGAUUUCCCUCUGGACACACCACCAAACCUUAGAACAACUUUGCCAGACAGGCCGCUCUCUGCUGGUAGAUCACGGCCUGCUGUCACUGUGAAGGGGAGUCCUGACCCUAUGGGUCCUGCCAAUAUGGCAAGAAGACAUUCUUCACCUAUUGUCACGAGGGGAAGACUUAUCGAGCCCCCUGGAAGGGGUCGAGUGCAAUCUAAUGGGCAUGUUGCACCUAUGCCUGAGCCUCAAAAGGCCUUACAUACUUCUGAGUUACCAAUGCGAAAACCUGUGAAGUCUUCAACCACGACAUCAGAUGGCACUGGAUUUGGGAGGACAAUUUCUAAGAAAUCGCUGGAUAUGGCUAUCAGACAUAUGGAUAUAAGAAAUGGCAGUGGGGGUGUACGGUCACUAUCAGGAACCACACUGUUUCCUCAGAGCAUUCGACCUGCUUCAUCUAAAACCCAGUCUGCUCGUUCUUUGGAAUCCAGCAACUACAAUGGAAGCAUGGAAAACGGAGACAUCUCAGAUAAUGGGAGCCAUAUUAGUAGGCAUUCAGGGUAUGGAAACAACGGAAGAUACUCUGCGAAAUUGAGUGAAGUGGACAUCUAUGAGAGCUCUCGUUAUGAUGCGAUACUGUUUAAAGAGGACUCUAAAAACACCAGUUGGCUGCAUAGUGUUGAUGAUGACCAAGCAUCAGUCUUUGACCAUGGAUUUGAACCUCUGCCUGAACCUUUUGACACGUUAUAACAUCUGUGGAGAGGAGGAUUUGUUUCCCUGUUACUGUGUUUGUUAAAUUAUUUUUUCUCAUAAUUAUUUAAUCAUUUGAGAAAUGAAAUGUAUUGUUGGUUUUAUCACCAAGAACCAAAUGAAUUGAAGAGCAAAUGCAUAUCUUGUGCAGGGAACUGCUUUUAUUACCA
Molecule: messenger RNA, 2143 nt
Organism: Tripterygium wilfordii
Lineage: Eukaryota; Viridiplantae; Streptophyta; Magnoliopsida; Celastrales; Celastraceae
Product: mucin-2-like
Exons: 5
Coding region: 216-1973 (585 amino acids)
Biological process (GO): cortical microtubule organization
Cellular component (GO): cortical microtubule
Source: RefSeq, a predicted model, not a curated record